Messenger RNA from Chinchilla lanigera (long-tailed chinchilla), 2187 nucleotides. It is a transcript of the gene Grhpr, whose product is annotated as glyoxylate reductase/hydroxypyruvate reductase. Lineage: Eukaryota; Metazoa; Chordata; Mammalia; Rodentia; Chinchillidae. The transcript has 9 exons. Gene Ontology annotation, molecular function: hydroxypyruvate reductase [NAD(P)H] activity; NAD binding; hydroxypyruvate reductase (NADH) activity. Bases 78 to 1064 code for a protein of 328 amino acids. The record is from RefSeq and is a predicted model, not a curated record. Gene Ontology annotation, cellular component: cytosol.
GACCACGCCCCCGCGGCCGGGCGGGCACUUCCUCUGCCCUUUCGGCCGGGUGUCAGACUCCAGAGGCUGCACGUUGCAUGAGACUCGCGCGACUCAUGAAGGUGUUCGUCACCCGCAGGAUUCCCCCCGAGGGCAGGGCCGCGCUCGCCCAGGCCGCAGACUGUGAGGUGGAGCUGUGGGAUUCCGAUGAGUGCAUCCCCAGCAAAGAGCUGGAACGCGGUGUGGCAGGGGCCCAUGGCCUGCUCUGCCUCCUCUCGGACCGUGUGGACAAGAAGAUCCUGGAUGCUGCAGGACCUAAUCUCAGAGUUAUCAGCACACUGUCCGUGGGUGUGGACCAUUUGGCUUUGGAUGAAGUCAAGAAGCGUGGGAUCCGAGUGGGCUACACCCCAGAUGUCCUGACGGAUGCCACUGCGGAGCUGGCUGUCUCCUUGCUGCUUACCACCUGCCGUCGGUUGCCAGAGGCCAUUGAGGAAGUGAAGAAUGGCGGCUGGACCUCAUGGAAACCCUUGUGGAUGUGUGGCUAUGGACUCACGCAGAGCACUGUUGGCAUUGUGGGGCUGGGGCGCAUAGGCCAGGCCAUUGCUCGGCGUCUGAAACCAUUUGGUGUCCAGAAGUUUCUGUAUACAGGGCGCCAGCCCAAGCCUCAGGAAGCAGCGGAAUUCCAGGCAGAGUUUGUGUCUGCCUCCCAGCUGACCGCAGAGUCUGACUUCAUCGUGGUGGCCUGCUCCUUAACGCCCGAAACCAAGGGACUCUGCAACAGGGACUUCUUCCAGAAGAUGAAGAAAACAGCCGUGUUUGUCAACAUCAGCAGGGGAGAUGUUGUAAACCAGAAUGACCUGUACCAGGCCUUGGCCAGUGGUCAGAUUGCAGCUGCUGGGCUGGAUGUGACGACCCCAGAACCACUGCCUACAGAGCACCCCCUGCUGACCCUGAAGAACUGUGUGAUUCUGCCCCACAUUGGCAGUGCCACUUACAAGACUCGCAACACCAUGUCCUUGUUGGCAGCUAACAACUUGCUGGCUGGCCUGAGAGGAGAGCCAAUGCCCAGCGAAUUCAAGCUGUAGCCAGACAGCCCCACAGGCCAGAGCCAGUGCCCUGGUGUUCUGCCGACACCAGGCUGGAUUUGGGCCCACCAGUGGGAGUUGGAAGUCUGAUCUGUUCUGAUGCUGCAAGUGAAGAUGGGCACGGGUAACGUGCUUUGCUACUUCUGUGGCUGGACACGUCUGAGCCAAAAGCCUGUAAUUCUGCAUUGAAUAAUUUUCUAAGAUGGUCUCAGCCUGUACCUGGAUGAAGCUAACAAAACAAGCACCUGUUUCAAACUUGGGACAUUCAGUGACCUGCCUGACCCUGCUUUCCAUCUGGUCCUCACCCUGAGCACUUGUAGCAACUUGCCCAGUUCCUUCCCAGGCCUGUCAGCCAGGGUGGAACAAGCGGAGACUCAUUAAUUAUGGCACUUCAACCGAGUACCUAGACCAUCGGGAAAAUAAAGAGCACACAGAGCACAGGGGAGUUAACUAGAAGAAAGGAAGACUAGGUUAGGUUGACUCUUUUGGUUGAGAAUAACUAGAGGUGGGUUCCUCAAUUUCAGAAUUAGUUUUUCUACCUACACUUUGCUCCCCUUACCCAUCUUGUCCUCCACCCCCUACAUAGGUGGACAGUUUUAUUUUUUGAGCCAGAAGGACCAGGAUAUAGAUCAGCGGCACAGCACCUGUCUGACGAGCGUGAGGCCGAGUUCGAUUCCCAGUGCCAAAAGAAAAAAAAAAAAAAAGACAGGAUUUCAGAUUUUGCUUUGUAGUCGGGCUGGCCUUAGAUUCACCAUGUAGCCCAGGCUGGCCUCUCACUUGUGGUAAUCCUGUCUCACCCUCCCAAGGACUGGGAUUAUAGGUGUGGGCCACCAUAUCCAGAUCUUUUUAAUCAUUUUAUUCUUUACCAAGGCCAGGCCACCAACAUUACCACUGCCAAAGCCCUGCUCUGUGCUUUAGCAUAAAGGAAUCAGCUUCUACCCCCUGUGCUCCCAGUGGGCCAAACUGGCAAAUGAAGUUGCCAGCAGCAGCACCACACAGGAUCAAGCAACCUCCAAGACUAACUGGGCAGACUUGGAAGAAAACCUCACUCAUGUCUACAGCCCAAAGGCAGGAAGAGUAUGGGGAAGGCAAAAGGAAUAAAAAAUUGGAGGGGAACAAGAAA